This is a messenger RNA of Dermacentor albipictus, 7037 nucleotides long. Lineage: Eukaryota; Metazoa; Arthropoda; Arachnida; Ixodida; Ixodidae. The record is from RefSeq and is a predicted model, not a curated record.
GGUUGGGGUCCCUGGGGCCCCUGGAGCUCGUGUUCGCGAACGUGCGAUGGUGGAGUGAGCAGCCGGUCCCGGCGAUGCCUAGCCCGUGGCGGAUGCGUGGGCGACGCCACCAGGACGCGCAUCUGCAACAUGCAGCCGUGCCCCGAGCCCGUGGACUUCCGGGCGGCGCAGUGCGCGGCCUUCGACCGGGUCCCGUACCGCGGCCGCCUGUACGAGUGGACGCCCGUGCAGGACCCGAGCGACCCGUGCAGCCUGACUUGCCAGGCGCGCCAGUUCAAGUUCAUGGCCAAGCUGGCGCCCCGGGCGCAGGACGGCACGCGGUGCCGCGACGGAGCGCUCGACAUGUGCGUCCAGGGAAAGUGCCUCCCCGUGGGCUGCGACCUGGAGCUGGGCUCACUGGCCGAGGUCGACGAGUGCGGCAUCUGCGGCGGCAACGGGACGUCCUGCAAGGCGCCCAUCUUCGCUUGGGCCGAGGCGCCGUUCUCGCCUUGCUCGGCAACCUGCGGUGGAGGCUACCAGGAGAGCCACCCAGUGUGCACGUCGUCGGACACGGGCGCCGAAGUGGACGACCGGCUCUGCGACGUGGACUCCCGGCCGGACUCCAGGGUCCGAGCCUGCGGGAGCAACCCUUGCCCGCCAGGGUGGGAAAUGGGCGAGUGGAGCGAGUGCAGCGCCUCUUGCGGCGGAGGCCGGCAGGCGCGCAACGUGUCCUGUGUGCGUCCUUCAGCGAUGCCCGGCGCGGCCACGGCGGCUGUGGCCGAGCACUUCUGCCCCGGACAGAGGCCGGCCGACACGAGGCCCUGCAAUGCGCACCCCUGCUCGCGUUGGACCGAGGGCCAGUGGUCACAGUGCUCGGCCACGUGUGGCGUGGGCACGCAGACACGGGCGGUGGAGUGCCGUGACAUUCGUGGCCGUAAGAGCCACCUGUGCGACCCCAAGAGACGGCCGCGGUCCAAGCAGCAGUGCUCGUCGGGAAGCCCGUGCUUCUUCAAGGGAAAAGAAUACGGUUCUCAAGAGGAUGCUCCUCCUCAAGGCUUCGCACCUUUCAACACACCCUCCAAACCACAGCACCAGUCACCGGAACCAAGCUUCAUCGUCGGGGACUGGGGAUCCUGCAGCGUCACAUGCGGCGAUGGCGUCCAGAAGCGAUCCGUGGAAUGCAAGAUCUUCCUCGAGUUCUCCCGCACGAUGGCCAAGCUGCCCGACAAGGAGUGCACUGGCAUCCGCCCGGCGGAGAUGCAGCGCUGCGCGAUGCGCCCCUGCGCCCUGGACCAGAACCGCGGCGACUCCGAAGAGGAGGACGAGGUCGACGAGGAGGGCGACGGCGCCGAUGGCUUGGGCGCCGAGGACAAACCAGACGCGCCGUACUCGUGGCGCUCGGCGGGAUACACGCCCUGCUCGGCGUCCUGUCUGGGAGGAAUCCGCGAGUCCUUGGUGGAAUGCGUGCGAAACGCGGAUGGCCAGCCGGUGAGCUACAUCUUGUGCGACAUAAAAGACAAACCAGAGACCAUCACGGAGACGUGCAACAACAUGCCGUGCCCUCCGAGGUGGAACGCGUCCGACUUCACGCCGUGCACCAAGCCCUGCGGCGGUGGGUCGCAGUGGCGCAGCGUCCAGUGCGUGCACGAGGUCACCAGAGGCGUGGGCAACACACUCGUCGUCCACGAGAGCCACUGCCCGGAUCCCAGGCCCCAGGAACGACGAAUGUGCAACCUGGUCGACUGCGUGGCUCGGUGGAAACCGGACAAGUGGACCAAGUGCUCCAAAAGUUGUGACGGCGGAGUGAAGACUCGCAAGAUCCGCUGCCAGAGGGAGCUAGCGUACGGCAGUGUGGCCGAACUGCCGCCGUCCAAGUGUGCAUCCAGGCGCAAGCCCCGCGCCGUCAAACCCUGCAACUCCAAGCCCUGCCGAGGAGUAAAGGGUUCCGUGCAGGGAGGACCCGAGAGAAAGGUAUCCCUGACAGCCGAAGGAGCAGCAUCCGUGUACAGGGGAACGACGCUCAAGAUGCGUUGUCCAGGUGUCGUCGUCAAUGCUUCCACCGACGUCAGCCGAGUGAAGUGGCUCAAGGACGGCGCGCCCGUGAAGGCAUCCUCGCGUCGCAUCGCCGUCUCAAGGAAGGGGGCGCUGCGGAUCCGCAAGAUGGACUUCGACGACUCGGGCGUCUACGUCUGCUCGACGGGGACCACCACGGGGCAGCUCAUACUCUCCGUGAAGCCGCUCGCGUCGGAGUCUCCGGCGAAAGGUGUGGACCAAGAGACAUACAGUACAAAAGACCUGCGAGGAAUUGGCGCGAAGCGCCCAAAAGGAGUCGACUUUCCCGCCUUUAUCAAUGGUGUCGAUGACGCCAAGAACAAGAAGGGGCUCAAGGACCGCGACGGUCAGGCGAUCCACGAGAUCAAGGGUACGCUCGAGGACCCGACGGCCCGGUCGGGAGCGGCGAGCUACCACGGAGGCGCCACCAUCCCUAGCAUCCAGACGCUGCUCUCGGACUUCCACAAGAGGCUGGGCGGAGGCAGCAGCCAAGUGAAGCCCGAAACCCUGGCAUCGGAGGACGACGACGACGCCCUUAUGCACAACAGCUACGUCCUCGGUCGGGGAAAUGCGGAUAGCCUGCAGUUCGAGUGGGAGACCACGCCUUGGUCCCUCUGCUCACAAACGUGCGGAGGAGGUGGACUACAGGUACGUGUGGCACAAUGCAUGGUUCGCCUGCACAAUGUAUCGAAGACCGUGGACAACACGCUGUGCGUGGACGCCGGCAUGGAGGCGCCACUGAUAAUCCAGAGCUGCGGUACCGACAGCUGUCCGCGUUGGGUAACGGACCCCUGGACGGAGUGCACGAAGGGCCAUUGCCUGGGCCUCAGCCGCGCAGUCCAAGAGCGUCCGGUGAGCUGUCGACUGGCCAACGACACCAUUGUGGAGGACAAGCACUGCGAUGUUUCCAUUAGGCCUCAGGAUCAGCAGGAGUGCUUCAGCGAACUCUGCAGAGGCGUCUGGAAGGUCGGCGAGUGGUCGGAGUGCACAGCUACAUGCGGAGAGAGUGGCUUCCGCACACGUAUUCUGCGCUGCGUGUGGUACGGCACAGACAGGCCUGCCGGAGACUCGUGUCGGAGUCACGACCGACCCGAAGUGCUCCAAGGAUGCAAGGCUCCACCGUGCGACGCAGCCACAGGGCAAAACUGCGAAGACCACUCACGCAACUGCCAAAUGAUCCGCCAGUUUCGCAUGUGUCACAUGAAGAACUACCACGACCUUUGCUGCGCCACCUGUGAACGCAGCUAGAAGCUUCUUCUACCGGUUCCGCCUUGGGACGGCUGCCGCGCUUCCGAUGCCGGCUCCGCCAGCGCCUUGGCCUUGUCGAAGCAGUUGGCCAAAGCGUCGCCGUCCGACACCGCUUGGUCAACCACCGAGACCGACCGUAGCGGCUCUGUCGCCGUCGUCGUCGUCGUCGUCGCGUUUAUUUUUGUCCCUCCAGCUGCCGCCGACAGAUGAUGAGGCCAGCUGAGAUGUUGCGUGCGUUGGCGAUGUUUCGUGGAAAGCUUCUCCAGUGUGUGGUCCGGGAGAGAAGUUUUAAGACGCGGUGCAACGAGAUAAAGUCGCUGCAGAUUUCAGAACGCGUUCGUUGCAGCGCGCGCUAUAGCGAUGGCUGCGCGAUGUUUGUCUGUCGCGUAGAGAAGUUUUGUUGUGCUUUGGUGACCCGCGCACGGCAGAUGCGGUGGUGACGGGAUGCCCGAAACCGUGUUGACAACUGGGCUGUCAUUCCCGUCUGUGGAACCCUCGCCGUUUCCCUGUGAAUCAGCUGAAGGAGAGAUUCUACGGCGCAGUGUGUCCUCUUACAGCACUGUGCUGUAGACAGUCGCAUCUUUUGCACUGAGUAAGUGUAAUGUUCGCCUCGUAGCAAUGUUUAUAGUCUCAAGCUGAAGAAGAAAAUGCCGCCGAAAACGAGUAACUAAAGCUUUAAGAGUGCUUGUUAGGGCUAAUAAGUUGACAUAUUCAGGAAAACGCCGGGGCGUAGUCGAGUGUGAGAUCCGUCAAACCCUUCGGGGAGAAUUCGGUGCCUAGGCGGACUCGAGUAACCGGAGGUCUUGCAGGCGUUAGCAUUAAACAGCCUUACUUUUUUAUAUAUAUAUCUUUUUGUUGGUGGUUUCGUUCUGGUGGGCCGCCAUUACGGCCGCCCACUUAAAAUGUCGCGCGCAAAUGCUAAGGUCACUAGACCAUCUAGACGUGACUACCUGUUUCUCAGAACAAUGUGAGAAGCACCGAAUCAGCCGAACUCUUCCCGUUUGACUACAGACAUCUGAUGCUCGUUUAUAGGCAACAUGCGCAUGGACUCCUGGCAGAUGAUCGUACGUCGAAAGGAUGGGCGGGGCGAGCAAUCACGACAAGAAACUUGGAGUAUCAUUAGAACGAGGUUUCUCAAAAUGAUACGUAGAAUGACCUUGGCGUUGUUUUAUGGCGCAAGUUACACUUGUCUUACAAAAUUAAUGUGACACCACUGCGAUACAGACACAUUAUUUAGCUGCAUUUUUUUCUUUCUUGUUGUCAUUUAUUAUACUCUUUCCACAAAUAUCAGUUAUCGCAUCUUUGAAAGUUGUCUGACAGCUAGCGAUAGCGGGAUGCCGAAAUGAUGAGCAGCCAGUCCAUUCUGCGGUUAGUUAGGCGUAGUACAUAUAUGUGGCACCCCUGCGAAUAGCGCAUCGUAUAGUCCUCAUCCCGUAAACUUGGAAUCGGGACUCAAUGCCAAGUUAAUUUUUUUAAAUUUCUUCAAUCAUGACAUCCAGUUGGCGUGCAGCCUGCCAGAGAGAGAGAACCAUGUCGCUUUGUGAGCGGUAUACUUCUUCAGAAUGAAACAAAUUUGAAACGUUGCUACUGGUGCUGUACUUCGUAUUAAGUUCGUCCUACUGAAAAGUGUCCGUAUGCCAGCCAAACAUUUCACCUUUUUACGUCUUACUCACUGAUUGUUUAUGGGAUUGACCAAUAUUCCACGCGAAGUUCACACGAUUUCUUAUGAAUGGUGCGAACAACGAUGCGUGGAAUUACACGGCCGCAUGCAAAACGUUUCAGUAAGGCGAUAUGUAUUCUCAACUCUCAGUCGAAGUUGUCAGUGCUGCGUAUGCGUUUGUGCCAUAGGCGAGAUGUAUUGCGUUUUAUGUGCGAAGUCCUGCUGUGUUGAACAACCAAUGUGAAGAGAUAACUACAUUUUGUUUCGCAUAAGUGCACUGCCAUAACAUUCCUUGGAAUAGAAUACACUGAAGUCACUGCAAUCAAGCUAUGUUUGGCAAAGAACGGGAAACAAGCUAACAGUUCUUAUUGCAGGUUAGCGCUUUGUUUUCCAUGUUUAAAGAUGUCUAAUACUGUACUAGUGACGAUUUUUGGUCAAAACAGUAAUGUUGUGUUCAUGAGGCCCGUCUAGCUUAAUAGCGGUAUUAGGGAGGGAACGCUCUCCCAUUUCCUCGCGUCAAUGUUAGAUCGUAAAUGCUUUGUCGGACUUCCAGCACAAGGCUUCGAAAUGCCGUUAUUGCUGAGUGAAUUAUGUUCUAGUUGAUGUUAAUCACUCUCUCGUUCAACUGAACGAGUUUCAAGGUAGGCGCAUGUCAUUGUUUACACCGAGAAGUUACAUCACUGCAAUAAUACAAUGUUUUGUUCUGUAUAAAGUGAUUUUAUGAUGAUUUUAUAUUUUCUCGAAUAUAGCACCUCUAAUGCAUUGUACUAUAGUGUAGCGCAACUGAAGAAUCAUUACCCCUGUUCGGAAAGCUGGUGUUGAAUUUUGCAUACUUGUAUGUUUGUUGAAUGUUACGUCCCCUGUCGGGCGACACUACUCCUCGACAACAAAACGGGUUUAUGUGACACGAAAACAUUUCGAAAUGUUUCGAGCUUUCGUGUCCCCUACGCUGCAUUUGUGUUUAGUCAUGCAUCCUGGUUUUAUCAUUUUUCUGUUCUGUCUUCCGUUUCGAUUCGUCAUUGUUUUUUUCCCUUGUACACACCGAGAAGGCGAUGCUCUCGUCUAAAGGAUUGUCUUUUACUUGAAAUGAAAAAGAAAAGUUUAAAGAGUGUGUCAAAUUACUGCGACUGGCCCUGUAUCACGCGGCAUAAACUACCUGUCCUGUGAAUUAAGCUGUUAAAAUCAAGCUUAAUACUGUCCAAGUUGAUACUUUCCCUUGCACUCGUUGUGUUUUUGACUUGCUGCAAAAUCGGUCACAUGUCGAGCUCCAAGUGGGCAGUAAAUUUUCUCGCUCGAAUGGCACCCACGUUUGUCGCAACACUGUUGGGAACCUAUUUCUUUGGUAGUACAGUUUCAAAUAUUCCGUUGGAAGUCGUUUAAGCCAUUUAGAUGUUUAUUUUAUGAGUGCAAACAAGCGAGCCUCGUCGUACUUGCAGUGAUGAGGUUUCGAGAAUCUAGCCCGACUCGCAGCCGGAAAAUACAAAGCGGAAAUGUGCGCGUUGACCACGAAGGAUCGAUUUGAGGAAAGCGAACUUCUCAGGCUCUCAACUACGGUCAGUGUGAUAUUGAGGAAACAGACAUGAUACUGGCCCUUGGUCACAUGUAUUGUGACUUCAACACAAAUGCUCUGCAUCCUGCUACCGUGUGUUUCUAUAGAAUAAAUAAUUAGGCCUCAAAUGGCUCUACUUUCCCCUCGUGCUUAGCCACAUAGACCUAAAAUGGUCUUAUACACGUGAACGAAAAUAUGAGCCAAUUUUGCGAAAAUACAUCUAUGAUGGCUAGCACUGCAUCAUAAGUUCAUGGAAUUUUCUUACGUUCCGCGCCGCCUUACGUACUUACUCUUCGAACAAAUCUGUGUGGUGCCUACUGUGUAUAGCUGUAUACAGUAGUACAUUCAUAUUGUUACCUGUCUCUGUAGGGCACUCUAGAUCAUUUUAGCUAGCUGUCUCUCAAGGUUGUGUCAAAUGUUUGAGAAUGAAAGCUUCGUGAACAUUAACAGUUGGUUGUCACCUAAAGUAAGUGAAAAUGGCAUACGUUUCCGGAGACACUCAGUCAAAAAAUAUGUUAUUAAAGUGACAUUUGUCCAUAUUUUCGUUCA